Messenger RNA from Xylaria bambusicola, 989 nucleotides. RefSeq lists its product as uncharacterized. Lineage: Eukaryota; Fungi; Ascomycota; Sordariomycetes; Xylariales; Xylariaceae. The transcript is spliced from 2 exons. Bases 192 to 908 code for a protein of 238 amino acids. The record is from RefSeq and is a predicted model, not a curated record.
GCUUCGCUCACUAGACAUCCUUAUCGCCACAUAUAACCUCUUCACCUUUCCAACGAGUGCUGCCAUAUCCAAACCCCAACAUAAUAUUCAAUCAAUUCAAGUAGAUUGUAAAUUCACCAGUUUUCUCCUUGUAGUGUAAGCAAGGACUCGAAUCGAACAACUGUCGGUCAACAGCCUUAUCCAAUAUUGCGAUGGAGAGCUUUGAGAACUAUUCGAAACCUACCCAGGAGCAGUUUCCCUGCGACCACAAGAUUUUCUGGGAGCACGAGAUUUUUUUGGCCCGCGAUACUUUUGAUGCCUCUAUGGUCCCUGAUCCCGAGUUCGAGAAAGCCAGUGCCUCCCUCGACGUUAACGCUGACGUGGGACUCUUGGGCAAUAAUUAUAAAAUAUCGAUAUUAGUCGAAGAACCGUCCCAGAAGACAGAAUCAACCACCACCACCAACAAGGGUCAGGUGGGGGGGGGAAAGGGGGAGCCACUGCUACUGCAGAGUAUCAACAAGAUUUGGAGACGCUUUGGAAGGAAAAGGUUCGCCAAGGCGCUUUCCGUCUUGCCCUUUGAUCUGGUCCCGUUGCCUAGCAAUCCUGAGGAGCUCAAUGAACUGCUCCGGGCUGACUAUGAGUGGGCUAUAGAGUAUGCCUCGAUCAUGGGCUACAGAUCGACAGAUACAUUAAACGAAGUAGAUGGCGAGCCUCCACGAAGAGUGCAUAAUACGAGAAAGCUACAUGUCGGCGUGGAUUUCGACGUAAGAACCGCUCAUCAAAGACCGAUAGAACGUUCGUUCCUGCCCGUACUCAUAGGAGGCAAGCGUAUCGAUGGAUUGCCUGAUACAAAUGCGACCCGCAAUGCAAUGACAGAGCAACUGGCAAAGACACUGGGAGCACGGAUCGACCGAUCCGCCGCUUGCUAAUGUGUGUUCACGAACGCCCUAGGGGUGCAGUCAAAGUCAGUCGGGGAGACGUCUCUACGAGUCUCAUUCCCCGACGAUCCU